AUGUCUUCGGGAAAGCCCAACAAUCUCCAAUUUCACGAGGCCAUGCUUCGAUGCGCGAUGAUGCUGCAACAGCAGCCAGAAUUCGACACAGACCUCUUGAUGUACCCAGUGACGAAAGUGCUACAGUUUGCCGAGGAGAUCUGUGAGACUUACCGGUUCGAAGGCAUUCAUGGAGCUCGCCUGUACAUCCAUGCUGAACGUUUCACGACGCGGUUAGAAGAAUGGUGGUCGUCUCUAUCGACGGAUCUUCGCAACACGGUAUUGUUGAUCAACGGCUAUCAUGCUGUCAAGAUCCGGAUCCAAGAAAUGGGCUUGGUAUACUGCUACGGGCAGAGAAGGCCACCGCCUCCAAAGGCACAGGACGAAUUCACCAUGUUGUCUACACCUCCGAUGAUCAUCAGCAACUUGGUCAAAUGUGUCAGCUCUACCAAGGAAUUUCUCGAUUUCUUCUUCACUAUUCCCGCUGCGCAGCAUGGUGACUUGCCAUUUUCCACGUGGUAUCAGUUUAUUUUCGCCAUAUUUGUGUUGUACAGGUUGUCUGUGGGACUCCCAGAAGUACCUGAAUGGAACGGGGAGAUUGCACAGCAAUCUGUGAAUCUGCAGGAAUAUCUUGAGAGACUGUUGUCUAAUCUACAGUCUACAAAGCCAUCACUAGAUAGGCAAAUACCGACCAAGAGUCUCUUUUCAAUGCUGCCCGAGAUCAUAGGAAAUGUUAAAAAUUCCUACAUAGUGGCAAAAGAGAAUCUGGCACAUGUCAGUGAUAGUCAUCAUGCACAUCACAAACUUGGGGCUUCAAAAACCACAGCAUCGUCAGCUCCAGGGCGGCAUCGCUGCCCUGCGCUACGAUAUUCGUGCCGACAUGUCGCCCCAGCUCCGGAUCAGCCCACACUACAACAUGCCAUUGCCACAGAAGUCCAGAAAAUAGAGGAUGAGAAGCUCUGGGGCGAUCUUUUGUUGAUGGAUACACUUUCUAGCAUGACAGCUUUAUCAUCUGCUGAGUUUUGA
Messenger RNA from Penicillium digitatum Pd1, 1005 nucleotides. Lineage: Eukaryota; Fungi; Ascomycota; Eurotiomycetes; Eurotiales; Aspergillaceae. The record is from RefSeq and is a predicted model, not a curated record.